UUAAAGGCAAAUAAGAGUGAAAAUGAAAAUUUUAAAGAAACUAUACUUACAGUUGUUGCUAAUUGGUCUCCUCAUAAAUGGAAGAAAAUAUAUUUUGAAACACAGAAAUAUAAUAACGUCAUAAGUGCAGAACAU
Molecule: messenger RNA, 135 nt
Organism: Nezara viridula (southern green stink bug)
Lineage: Eukaryota; Metazoa; Arthropoda; Insecta; Hemiptera; Pentatomidae
Source: the annotation of a GenBank genome assembly